Pristis pectinata (smalltooth sawfish) is the source of this 5790-nucleotide messenger RNA. RefSeq names its product axin 1 (gene axin1). The record is from RefSeq and is a predicted model, not a curated record. Gene Ontology annotation, biological process: negative regulation of canonical Wnt signaling pathway. The transcript is spliced from 11 exons. Lineage: Eukaryota; Metazoa; Chordata; Chondrichthyes; Rhinopristiformes; Pristidae. The coding region runs from base 741 to 3371 and encodes 876 amino acids.
CCACACUCCUCCCGGAGAAUGGAAAAGGAGAGAGAGGAGGAGAAGGGUGGAGGAAGGAAAGUAGUGAGUGAGGUGUGUGGUGAGCUGUCAGGACCUGGUGCUGCUGGCGGCGGCGGCGGCGCGCUUUGAUGUCGGCUCGCGGUGCAGGGGCUUCGAGUUGAAUCGUUGUCGGCGGUUAGUGGCGGGCGGGCGGCCGGGCGGCGAGCGCCGGCAACGGGAGGCAGCGGCGUCGACAUUUCUCCUCAGCUCCCGGGGGAGGGGGGGGGAAAGAAAAAGACAUUAUAAAACCCUCUUCCUCCCCUUCAAACCCCCCCCUCUCUCUUCUUCAAGAUCAACGCCGUUCCCGGGAGGGUGUUUUUUCAAAAAAAAAAUCUGGGUCUUUGUUUAAAUUCUAUUUAAUCGAGGAGGGGGAGGGUUUUAUUUUAAAUUUUAAAGAUAUAUAUAUUAUAUAUAUACACGUUAAAGUAAAUCAUGGAAGAGCCGGGGCGGAGGCGGCCGUCGCCGCCGUUUCUACCCGGCCGUCGCGGCGGAUCGUCGUCCUGGAAGAAACUUUGCAACAGAUUCGGCUGGGGCGAGGAGUUGUUGCCCGCCGCGGUACAUGUGUAGGACGGAGGGGGUGGGUGUCAGAGUGAACAGGGAGAAUACAAUACUACCAAUAUUUGUUUUCUGCUUGAAUACUUGACCUUGGGAAGAAUUGGGAUUGUACUGGAUUUGGUGCUGUGUGUGUGGUCGCUACAAAAAUGAAUGCAAGGGGAAAGGCAUAUUUGGCAGACCUAGGGGGAAGCUUCACUGAAGAUGCACCAAGGCCACCUGUCCCGGGUGAAGAAGGUGAGCUGGCAUCCACAGACAGUAGGCAAUUAAAUCACAGUUUCUACCCCAUAAAAAAUGAUGGGCUUAAAAGUGAGGCAUCAACAGCAACCCCACGGAGGCCAGAUUUGGAUUUGGGUUAUGAACCAGAGGGGAGUGCUUCACCAACACCCCCAUACCUGAAAUGGGCAGAGUCGUUACACUCUUUACUGGAUGAUCAGGAUGGAAUAAAUUUAUUCAGGACUUUCUUAAAGCAAGAAGACUGUGUGGACCUUUUGGAUUUUUGGUUUGCAUGCAGUGGAUUCAGGAAACUGGAACCUAAUGAUUCUAAUGAAGAAAAGAGGCUUAAAUUAGCAAAAGCCAUAUACAAGAAAUACAUUCUGGACAAUAAUGGUAUUGUAUCUAGGCAGAUCAAACCUGCCACAAAAAGUUUCAUAAAGGAUUGUGUUAUGAAGCAACAGAUAGACCCUGCUAUGUUUGACCAGGCCCAAACUGAAAUUCAGACAAUGAUGGAGGAGAACACCUACCCUGUAUUCCUGAAGUCUGAUAUUUAUUUGGAAUAUACAAGGACAGGUGGAGAAAGUCCAAAGUUGUUUAGCGAUCAGAGCUCGGGGUCUGGCACAGGAAAAGCACUGUUAGGAUAUUUACCUACUUUGAAUGAGGAUGAGGAAUGGAAAUGUGACCAAGACACAGAUGAACAAAAAGGGAGAGAUUUGGCUACUGUUAACAGACUUACACAGAAGUUGCUCAUGGAUACAGCACCACAACGUGCUGGUCCAACCAGGCGAUUCGACGAGGCUCGGGAAUACAGACAUGGAUCGUGGCGGGAACCCGUCAACCCUUACUACGUGAACACAGGGUAUGCCUUGGCACCAGCAACAAGUGCUAAUGACAGUGAGCAGCAGAGCAUGUCAAGUGAUGCAGAUACCAUGUCACUGACAGACAGUAGUGUAGAUGGAAUUCCACCAUAUAGAAUCCGAAAGCAACAUCGGCGGGAAAUGCAUGAAAGUGCCAAAGCAAAUGGACGAGUGCCACUACCUCACAUUCCUCGCACGUAUCGGAUGCCAAAGGAUAUCCAUGUUGAACCAGAAAAGUUUGCUGCAGCACUCAUUAGUCGGCUGGAGAGUGUACUGCGAGAACGAGAGGCAGAGGAGAAAUUGGAAGAACGGCUUAAGCGUGUGAGAGCGGAGGAAGAAGGAGAGGAUGCAGAUGUUUCAUUAGGUCCCUCUGCUGUUAGCCACAAACUGCCACCUGCCCAGGCUAUGCACCACUUCAACUCUCGUUACUCUGAGAUGGGCUGCAGUGGAUUGCAAAUGCGCGAUGCUCAUGAGGAGAAUCCAGAAUCAAUUCUUGAUGAACAUGUCCAGCGUGUGAUGAAGACUCCUGGUUGCCAGUCUCCAGGACCUGGACGGCAUUCUCCAAAGUCCCGCUCUCCUGAUGGCUUAUCCAGUGGAAAGGCAGCAGGGUUAUCCGGAUCAUUGCUACCUUCAGGUCAUAAACAUGUGUCCAAGACUGGUGUGAAAGUUGAGGCUCCCAAUAUGUACCAUCACAAACAUGUUUACCAUCACAUCCAUCAUCACAAUGGGAUGAAACCAAAAGAACAAAUUGAGGCAGAAGCCACACAAAGGGUCCAGAAUAAUUUCUGGAAUGCUGACUCGCACCACUAUGCAACAAAAUCACGGAAUUAUGCUGAAAGCAUGAGCAUGGUACCGAAUCCAGUGGAGUCUUUGAAUUAUGGGAGUAAAGUCAACACACUGUCAAAACGAAAUACCAAGAAGACUGAGCCAGGAAAAACAGAUACUGGGAACUACGAAACCCCUGCCCCUCCUGAGGACAUGGAGCGGAAUCAGAAGAUACUGCAAUGGAUAAUUGAGGGAGAGAAGGAAAUUCACAGGCAUAAGAAGUCUCCACACAAUUUGAUAGGGGCCAAGAAACAACCUAGUCAUGAUACAUCCAGACCAAGUUCAAUUGAGAGGCCAGGAGCUGUUCAUCCAUGGGUCAGUGCUCAGUUGCGAAAUCCUAUCCAACCAUCACACCCAUUCAUUCAGGAUCCAACCAUGCCACCCAACCCAGCACCUAACCCUCUGACUCAACUGGAAGAGGCACGCAGACGGCUUGAGGAGGAGGAAAAGAAGAGUGGCAAACUACAGUCCAAGCAAAGGUAUGUGCAAGAGGUUAUCCAACGGGGUCGCACUUCUGUCAGGCCUGCAUGUAUUCCAGUGCUGAAUGUGGUACCAGCCGUCUCCGACAUGGAUCUCUCUGAGUCAGAGCAUAAACCACAGAAGAAGUCAGCAAAUGGUGUGUCUCAGCCUGGUGAUAACAUUGUGGUGGCCUACUACUUCUGUGGGGAACCAAUUCCAUACAGAACAUCUGUUAAAGGACGUGUGGUCACAUUAGGACAGUUUAAGGAGCUGUUGACUAAGAAAGGGAAUUACAGGUAUUAUUUCAAGAAAGUGAGCGAUGAAUUUGACUGUGGGGUGGUAUUUGAAGAGGUUCGUGAUGAGGAAGCAAUUCUGCCAAUUUUUGAGGAGAAAAUUAUUGGAAAAGUAGAAAAAAUUGACUAAAUGCAAGCCAGCCAUGAAGAAAAGUUUGUAAUGGUACAAGAGAAGUUUCAGCUGCUUGGAGUAUUUGAAAAUGCAUUGCUGGGGGUCACAGUGGUUAACUGUGGAAAAUGCAUCAACCUGACAUAUUAAGGCUUCCAACUCUCCACAGGGAUAUUUUACAACUGCUCGUUACAGCAGAAAAAAAAUGGUGCUUUCAACACCAAGGUCUGCCAGUGCAGUCCUUUGUAAGGGGAAUGUUUGCAGCAUUAUCUUCUCUUUAUCAGUAUAUUUCAAACACUAAGUGUAAUGUAGCAUUGUAAAAUUGUAUUAGAAAUUGUAAUAUGAAACUGUUUACUAAAGCUGCAUAUUUUUGAUAUAAUGUAAUCUGAGGAAAAUAGCAUUUUUAAUGUAACAGUGCUCUUAUGUUAUUUUAAAACAUACAUACAGGUACUUGAGCUCACCAAAUGUGUACAGCCAUGUAUUAAUAGCUAUUUUGUCCAUAUUUCAAACCAUUGAUAGGUGUUUCUCUACUUAUUGAAUGGAUGAUUAUCACUUCUGGCUUGUCAGUACAAUGCCCAUCAAGAAAGUUUACAUGUCACCUUUGCAAAUACUGCUGUAUAGGCCUUUUUCACAGAGGGAAGAAGUUCUACUGUUUCAUAAGACCCAAUUGGAAUGUGUAUGCCAGGAGGCAAUUGACUGAUAGCAGUCCCCCACUUCCCAUCCCUUACUAAUGUAUUGUAGGUACCUAGCACUUAUGACUUCGGUGCUUUUUAGUUUCUGCACACUUUGGCUUGCAGCUCCAGUCUGGAAAUAAAAACUAAGUCCUAGCUAACUUGUCCUAAAUACUGGCAAUAACUUAAAUGAAUUAAAUUUGUUUUAUUUAUUGGGCUACAGCAUGAAUUAGAAGAGUACUGGUAUUGGUUUUGUUUGCUAACUUGAGCACUGAUUAAAUUGGUUGCAAUAUUUUACACUUCAAAAAUCCCCAAUCUUCACUUCCAACGUGAACCUGGUAUUACACCAGUGCAGUCAACAUUUAAGCUUGCUUUGAAUCACCAGCCAGGUUUUCAAUACCAAGUCCACAACUUGAAAUGUGCAGUGUGGCUCUGCUGCCCCUGUUGCCAUACUGACACGGGUGCUUAUGGUGUUGAAGUUGACCACAUUAGUACAGCGAUUAGUUCAAAAUAUCUAGUCAGUUUCAAAAAUGACACACUGUAUAAGAAAAAAGGCCAUUGUAUUUAAUUUGUUCUUGGUAUACACAAUCACAGUUUUUAAUAUUUGCAAGUGUCUGGAAUAUAUAUGAAAGUCAUUAAACUGGCAACAAACAUCUCUAAAAUAACAUUCAUUCUAAUCAGCUAGACUAUCGCUUCACUAGUGAAGGACUUGAACUGCCCUCAGCCAAAUUUUAUGAUGCUGCUCUUGGGAAUGAAAGGAAAAAUUAGCCAAGCUGUUAAUUCUUGAUGCUUAGUAAUCAUUCUUGUUUUGCAAUGUUUGGUACAUUGCCAAUCACUUUGUUCCCCUAAGUAAACAUGUUAAAAUUCAUUGUUACCCAAUUUUAGUUGUGCAUUAAUGCUGCCUUUUUUAAUUGUCAAUAAAAUUCAUUUCCUGGGACAAACUCCUUCAUGGAGGAAGGAAAGGCCUAUACAGUAAAGGUUAAUGUGAUUUUAUUUGGGAUAUUGAAAAUAGGAAUUUCCAGAGAAGAAUCAUCUUUUCACCUGUCAAGCCUCAUUCUGUGUUGGCUGAUAUAUGACGGAACACCCGGAGGGAGCUAUCCCUGUUUCUACUCUCAAUGGUCAAAAGGGCAUGAAUUUUCAAUUUUAAAACUUCAUAUUGCAAGUUGGGCUUUCACCAUCUAUGCGUAUUUAUAGAUGUAAUCAAAUUGUCAUGCCAUUGUCUCACCCAACCUCCAUUCUGAUGGCAUUGUUCCUCCUCAAUUUAAUUUACUGCCAUUUGGCUGUCUAAAUCUUUAGAAACUGGGUUUAAAACUAAUGAGGGGUGUUUCAAUCUGUUGCACAGAAAUGAUAAUUAGGUAAAUUUUCCCAAAAUCCAGUAAGUCUAAGGAACAGCCUAAAACAUCAUUCUUGUGUUUCUAAAAGGUAUUGUGUAAAUAAAAGUACAUCACAGAGUGCCUUUUAUAUUCAAUGCUGUUACCUGUCUGACGCUAUGUGACCCCCAUGACUGAGGAAUAGCUCUCCUCAUCCAGGGAUUUGCAGUAUGGUUUUCUCCUCCUGCAUUUGGUGUCCAGCGGGAUUUUUAAGUGGCCCUGCAUUCACGGGUUUUGCAUUUCCCUUUUUUCUAAGGGUUUCCAUUGUAAAUAUGUACAUUUUCUAAAGAUGUCUUCAAGUAGCAGCACGUCAGAAGAUUUAGUUACCUGGUUUCAGUCAUCUUUCAGUGUGCUGACUUGUACAAUUAUCUUUUAAAAGGUACUUGGACAAUAAAGAAA